AUGGCCCCCAGCGCGUCCAUGCUGUUCCUCAGCUACCACCAGCUCCACCACGGCACAGCGGCGACAGAGGCGGAGGCCGCACCGCGCGAGGGUGCGACCGGUGCCGGCGGCUUCCGGUUCAGCUUCCGCAACGUCUUCUCUUCCGCUGUCCUGGCGCCGCCGCGACGGGAUGCGGCUCCGGCGGGCGCCGAGGGGAAGCAGAGGGGGUGCCACGCCGGCGGUGAUCAGGAGGCCCAGCCCGCGGCGCUGGGAAGCAGGUUCGAGGAGGCCGUGGAGCUCAGCUGCUGGUCGUCCUGA
This is a messenger RNA of Lolium rigidum, 297 nucleotides long. RefSeq lists its product as uncharacterized. The transcript has a single exon. Lineage: Eukaryota; Viridiplantae; Streptophyta; Magnoliopsida; Poales; Poaceae. The record is from RefSeq and is a predicted model, not a curated record. The coding region runs from base 1 to 297 and encodes 98 amino acids.